UGCUGUGUGUGAUUUAUGUGAUUUUUUGCUGUAUUUUGAUCUUUGGAAUCAGCAAGUGCAAGAAAAGUUGCUUCCUACCUUACAUUAUACUUGACAUAAUUAUGAUGGCGCUAGCGGUUUUGGGAGCUUUAAUUGGUAUGGCCACUAAUAACCAUCAUCUUUUCCGAGUGUCCUUUGUGUUCUUGAUUGUGAAAUUGUAUGUUGAGUUUUGUGUUAUUUCUCUUUAUCGAGAGUACAAAUUGAAAAAGAAAAUUAAAAAUCAACAUAAUGGCGCAUCUUCAUUCGAUCCCAGUGAAGGUGAUCAAAUCACAGCAGUGUGA
Clunio marinus is the source of this 320-nucleotide messenger RNA. The record is from the annotation of a GenBank genome assembly. NCBI's taxonomy places the organism in Eukaryota, Metazoa, Arthropoda, Insecta, Diptera, Chironomidae.